AUGGGAACAAAGGGCCUCGGAGACAAAGUGCAUAACAUGUCGCAGCCUCCAGUGUUGACAGAGAUGCCGUCAUCGUACACAGCGUUUUCUACAGAGGACAUCAACCUGCCCUGUGAGGCGUCUGGCCUGCCAGCACCCAGUUUCCGCUGGGUGAAGGACGGAGAGGAGUUCGGGUCGGAGCGGAGCGGAUCCGGGACGCUGUCGGCCGACGGGGACACGGAGCUCGGCUUCUACGCUGGUUCCUACCGCUGCUACGCCUCCAACACACUGGGGACGGCCGUGACACAAACUGUACAGGUCAUCGUGGAGGCUCAACCCGUUCUUCUGAAGCAACAGAAAGUUCGGAAGCGAGCGUACGAGGGAGACAGCAUCGUUCUGUCCUGCAACCCCCCCGAGAGCACCACUCCUCCACACAUCCACUGGAUGGACAAGAGGAUGGUGCACAUCAAGCAGAGCGACAGAGUGACGCUCGGCCUCGAUGGGAACUUGUAUUUUGCAAACCUCCUAAAGACCGACAGCCGAGACGACUACAUCUGCAACGCUCAGUAUUCAGCCGCCAGGACCAUCCUCCCCGAGACGUCUGUGAAACUCACCGUCAUGCCCAGUAAUGACGUGGUCCACGGUAGAAAGCCUGAGCUGUUCCUCCCGAGCGGCUCCCACAGCUCGGUGAACUCCCUCAGAGAUCACAGCGUCACACUGGAGUGCGUCCCCAAAGGCCUACCCACUCCUCACGUGGAAUGGAAGAAGAAGGACAGCGAACUGGACGAGACCAGCGGCGUCGUGGAGAACUCCGGCCGCUGGCUCACGUUCAACAGCAUCACGGAGGCGGACGACGGAGAAUACGAGUGUCGAGCCUUCAACCUCCACGGCUCCACGGCCCACUCGUUCAGCGUCACUGUGGAAGCGGCUCCUCAUUGGGUGAAGGAGCCUCAGAGCCUGCUCUACGCUCCGGGGGAAACUGUGCGCCUGGACUGUCAGGCUGAAGGAAUCCCGACCCCGCGUAUCACCUGGAGCAUCAACGGGCAGCAGAUCACAGACGUGGACGAUGAAUCCCGUCGGAGCGUGUUGGGCGGCGUGUUGAUCCUGAGGGAAGUUGUGUUUGCUGACACCGCCGUGUAUCAGUGUGAGGCCUCAAACAAACAUGGCACCAUCCUCCUCAACACCUACAUCUACGUCAUCGAGCUUCCUCCUCAGAUCCUGUCGUCUGACGGAGUCGUGUACAGAGUCGCUGACGGAAAAGACGUCAAGAUGCACUGCUUCUCCUUCGGGUCUCCACGACCACACGUCACAUGGCAGAAUGACGACACACUUCCCCUGCUGUCUGACCCUCGGGUCGGCCUGCUGACCAACGGCACCAUGGAGCUGUCGGGCGUGAGUCAGGACGACAGUGGGACGUACACCUGCUCCGUGCAACAGACCAACAUCUCCAUCGCUGCACAUCUGGAAGUUUUCAAUCGCACGGUGAUUCUGACGAGUCCGCAGAACGUCCGUGUUCUCCGAGGAACCGACGCUCUGCUCGACUGUCUCUUCUACCGGGACCCGCGGCUGCUCAAGUUCCAGAUCGUCUGGAAGAGAGACGGACAGAAGCUGCUGGAGAUGGCAAAGAGCGACAAGUACACUUUCUUCGAUAAUGGAACUUUGAAAGUGACGGACGUCCAAUCAGUCGACUCGACUCAGUAUUCGUGUGAGGUCAUCACCGACCUGGACAACGUGCAAGCCAGCGGCUCCAUCACCGUCGUGGCUCGACCCGACCCCCCCAAAGACCUGUCUCUGUCCAACUUGGAGGACCACAGCCUCACACUCAGCUGGAUCCCGGGACACUCACACAACAGCCCCAUCACAGAGUACGUGGUGGAGGCGCGGGAGGAGCAGCACUCGGAGGAGGGCGAGUGGAAGUGGGAGCAGUGGCAGGAGGUCCCAGCCGACUUCAACCACCUGCAGCUGAAGCUCCACCCCUUCUGCACCUACCGCUUCCGGGUCAUCGCCAUCAACGCCAUCGGCCGCAGCCACCCCAGCAAGGCCUCGGAGCACCACAGCACGCCACCUGCUGUUCCUGACACGAACCCGACUGGUGUCCGCAGCGACUCCACAGACCCGAAGACUCUGAGCAUCACCUGGGAUGAGAUGGACCGGCGCUUCCACUACGGCCAGGACUUCCAGUACAAGGUGUCGUGGCGUCAGGCCGGGGGAAAGAGCGUGCACUGGAACCACAGCUACACCAAGGCCCCCCCCUUCCCGGUGAACGACACCGGGACCUACGCACCGUUUGAGAUCAAAGUCCAGGCCGUCAACUCGCUGGGAGGCGGACCUGAGCCGGAGGCGGAGAUCGGACACUCGGGGGAGGACGUCCCUGAGGAGGCGCCCACGGGAGUGGCGUCCACGGUGAUGAACGCCACGGUCCGGGUGACGUGGAGCGAGGCGCAGAGCGUCCGGGGGCUGCUGCUUGGACACAAGAUCUACAUCAGGAGGCUGGGCCCCCAGGGUGGGCGGGGCCGGAGGUCUCUGGAAAAACUGCACCACGGGGACGAGCGAGGGGGGGGGUCCCACCGAGGGACGGAGAGAGACACAGCCAGCAGAGUGGUGGUCGUCCACGGCGUGAAGACGUCCAAGGAGGUGACGGGUCUGCAGCUGUUCUCCUCCUACGAGCUGUCCGUCACUGCCUUCAACAGCAAGGGGGAGGGGCCUCACUCGCUGCCUCACCGCUUCAGCACGCCGGAAGGAGUUCCGGGUCCUCCUGCAUCCCUGAGGUCUGAGAGCCCGACAGAGAAAUCCCUGAUUCUCUUCUGGACGCCUCCAGUUGAAACCAACGGGAUCCUGGUGGGAUACAGGGUUCAGUACCAGAAAGAGGUGGAGAGCAGAGACAGUCAGGUGGAGAUGCAGACCUUCAGUGAUCCCAACAUGACUCACAUCCUGUUGGACGACCUGGACCCCAGCAGCCACUACACCUUCAAGGUGAUCGCCCGCACCGCCACCGGGGACGGCCCCCCCGUCACUCUGAGUGGCGCCACCCUGCUGGACGGAGUUCCUCCAACGAACGUCACCAUCGUCCAGGACAACACGUCCUUCAACCUGAGCUGGGUCCCAGGAGAGAGAGACAGGAACCACGGCUUCCACAUCCGCUACCUCCGGAAGAGCGAUGGGGGCGAGUGGGAGGAGUCAGAGUUGGUGAACUCCACGCAGGGUUUCUAUUCGCUGACAGGCCUCCAACCAGGAACUCAGUACCACCUGAUGAUCCUCCAUGGGAACGUCACCCAGUGGCAGGAGGAGGGCUGGACCAUCGGACCAGUGCCCUCGGAGAUGCCCGCCGGGUUCGCCACUCAGGGCUGGUUGAUCGGACUCGUCAGCGCCAUCGUGCUGCUGAUCCUGAUCCUGCUCAUCCUCUGCCUCAUCAAACGCAGAAGGGGCGGGAAGUACGCAGUGAAGGACAAGGAAGACAAGGAGGUGGACUCUGAAGCUCGGCCAAUGAAAGACGAGACCUUUGGAGAAUACAGAUCUCUGGAGAGCGACGGAGACGAGAAGCGCUCGGACAGCCAGCGCUCCCUGGGGGGGGAAAGCAAGCUGGGCAGCGAGGACUCUCUGGCGGAGUACGGAGACAGCGUGGACAUCCAGUUCAACGAGGACGGAUCCUUCAUCGGCCAGUACAGCAACCGGGCGCCGGCCCCCCCCGGGCACGAGAGCUCCGGGCCCGCCUCCCCCGACACCGCCCCCCCGCCGCCCCUGGCUCCGUCCAUGUCCAGCAUCCUGAACCGGCCCACCUAG
Messenger RNA from Limanda limanda (common dab), 3759 nucleotides. RefSeq names its product neural cell adhesion molecule L1.1-like. Lineage: Eukaryota; Metazoa; Chordata; Actinopteri; Pleuronectiformes; Pleuronectidae. Gene Ontology annotation, molecular function: protein binding. Gene Ontology annotation, cellular component: plasma membrane; axon. The coding region runs from base 1 to 3759 and encodes 1252 amino acids. Gene Ontology annotation, biological process: axon guidance; cell-cell adhesion. The transcript has 28 exons. The record is from RefSeq and is a predicted model, not a curated record.